GGGGGAUGCAUUGGAGGCGAUGAGGCGGCACGCACCUUAGUUCGCUCUCUCUCUCUCUCUCCUUCCAACGCUCAAAUAUGGCGGGGGUGCGGCGGGUCCAUCGGAUCCAUUUGAGUCAACUCGCUAGUCGAAUUCCUGGGCGGUAACUCAGCUGCGUUGUUCCGGUGAUCGGAGGUGGAGUUUUCCGCUGAUUGAAGAAGAAGAUGAAUGCCAGAGGACUGAGCGGAGUGGAGAAAGAGUAUAUAAAUAAGCAUCACAAGCACGAGAUUAAGGAUAAUCAAUGCACUUCUUUUCUCAUCAAGCAUGUUAAAGCGCCUGUGCAUCUCGUUUGGUCUCUGGUAAGAAGAUUUGAUCAACCACAGAAGUACAAGCCUUUUGUCAGUCGUUGUGUUGUGCAGGGAAAUCUUGAAAUUGGUAGUUUGAGGGAAGUUGACGUCAAGUCAGGUCUUCCUGCUACUACCAGCACUGAGAGACUGGAGCUUCUAGAUGAUAAUGAACAUGUACUCAGUGUCAGGAUUAUUGGUGGAGACCACCGACUCAGAAACUACUCUUCCAUUGUAUCUGUCCAUCCGGAGGUCAUUGAAGGGAGGCCUGGGACCAUGGUAAUUGAAUCCUUCGUGGUGGAUGUGCCUGAAGGAAACACAAAGGAUGAGACGUGCUACUUUGUUGAAGCACUGAUCAAGUGCAACCUAAAGUCGCUUGCUGAUGUUUCCGAGAGGCUAGCUGUGCAGGACAGGACUGAGCCUAUUGAUUGUGUCUAGGAGUGGAACUUAGGUACUUCUCAUGGAGGACUAUGCUCACCAAGGAUGAAGCUUUACUUGAAGGCUUUUGGACCUCUCAAGCUUUGGAGGUGUGACUAGCUAUUCUUCUGUAUUGCAAAUACCUUUCUGGACUCUAUCUUUUGUCUCCAUGUUUGUUGGUUGUACAUUAGUAUCGAAGUCAUCUCGGACAUCCUGUGUUUUAGAGCUCAAGAACCACAGAUUGUAUAAAAGUUUGUGACUCUGUACUGUAAACAAACGGGAAGUGAAAGUGAGGGCUAGAACCGGUGCCCAAAUUUCAGGGUUCUGAAUUGGUUAUGAAUCUAUUGUAUGUGGAGCUGAUAGUUGCUAAAUGCAGAUUUGGUUGCACAGCUCAAGCUUCAAUCUAUUGUCCGCAGUUUUUCGUUUUCAUUCUAUCCAUGAAGAGCUGUUGAGAUGCUGCCCAGGUUGCUAUCGGCAUAGUUUAUGGAGAGUGAUUUGCCCUUUCCAUUUUUUAUAUUUCAUUCGGUUUAUUUAUGAAUACUACCCCAUUGUUAGAAACUGCAUACAUAUCCUGGUAUUUAACUCUCGUUUACAUUUA
Molecule: messenger RNA, 1338 nt
Organism: Sesamum indicum (sesame)
Lineage: Eukaryota; Viridiplantae; Streptophyta; Magnoliopsida; Lamiales; Pedaliaceae
Gene: RCAR3
Product: regulatory components of ABA receptor 3
Biological process (GO): abscisic acid-activated signaling pathway
Cellular component (GO): cytoplasm; nucleus
Molecular function (GO): signaling receptor activity; abscisic acid binding; protein phosphatase inhibitor activity
Source: RefSeq, a predicted model, not a curated record